AUGAAAAAUUAGGAUCAUUUGGAUAGAAUCCACACUGCAAGUACUAUGGCCUAGACUGGACAGCAAUCUCAAUUUUGGUAUUAAUUCGAAUGUGAUUUUAGCUAAGUCACUUUCGGUAAUAUGAAAAAAGAGAAAAAAUAUAGGGUCAAUAAUAGGUAUUAAAAACAGGAUAUGGACGAUAAUCCUAUUGAUGAAGAAGAGUAGAUUAGAGAGUACCAGAACUAAAAGGAAAUAUAAUAAUUUUAAUAAAUAGACUUGUAGCCAAAGCAAAUAAAAUAAAAAGAAGAUGAGUACGAGAAAUUAAUUAAAUUUAAUGAAUAUAAUUACAAUGAUGGCAAUCAAUUUGAAGAACCUGAUCAAGAGUCUCCCAUUUAAAAACCCAAGAAAGUCAAAGGCGAUCAUCUUUACAUUGCUUGUUAGAGAAAGCCUUUAGGGGAAUUCUUAAAGAAGUAUAAUUUAUAAGAUAUUGCUCAUCCUUACAUUAAAAAGGCAACAAAAACUAAAUGCUGCUUUUUUGCUGUGAAUACUGAAUAAUCUCAUUAUUAGACUUAAAAAUAAAAUAUUAUUAAAGUAGGCCAAGAGUUAUAUAAUGAUAAAAAUGAAGAUCAUUGCAACUUACUAUACUCAAUUUUCUAUUUAAUAUCCCAAUUAGAAACAUUAUCAAAACGAAAAUCAUAAGAGAUCUCAAAUAAUAAAAUUAACUUAUUCUAAUUAUUUUAUACUUUGUCUUGUGUUACAGAAUUCAGAGAUGACUUAAUUUAGAUUGGUAAAUUCGUAGAAAAGAAAGAGAUGAUUGUCUCUGUUAUGUUUUUUUGUUCCAAAUACAUUUUUGAAGUCUUGCAAUUUGGAAGUUUAGAUCCUAUUUUUAAAUACACUCAAAGUAGUGGGGAAACUUUCCAUAAUCUAAUGACUUGUAUUCAUAUGGGUGUUUUUCGAUAUAUUUCUACUUCUAAUUACACUUAGGAAUAAGAAAUCUAUUCAAAUUUACAAAACCAAAGUAUAAAACACCUUUUAGACAUUUGGAAAGAUAACAAAUUUAAAAACAAUUGA
Paramecium tetraurelia is the source of this 1050-nucleotide messenger RNA. RefSeq lists its product as uncharacterized. The record is from RefSeq and is a predicted model, not a curated record. The transcript is spliced from 2 exons. Lineage: Eukaryota; Ciliophora; Oligohymenophorea; Peniculida; Parameciidae.